Moneuplotes crassus is the source of this 1684-nucleotide messenger RNA. Lineage: Eukaryota; Ciliophora; Spirotrichea; Euplotida; Euplotidae. The record is from the annotation of a GenBank genome assembly.
GGGAAUAUAAUUAUUAGUUAAAAUUUACAUGGAAGCACUGGAUAAAUUGAGAAUUGAGUCAAAUUCCAAAUAUACUAAGCAAUUAGCUAAAGAUGAGAUAGUGAUGUUCUCUGAGAAAGUUAUGAAAAUUAAUAGGCAUGGAAUCCCUCAGGAGAGAAUAUUAGUUCUCACAACAACCCAUCUUUAUGUAUUCAAAUAAGUACAAGCAGUCCAGAAAGACUCACAUAAUUCUCUUUGAUUGAGCUAUUCUGAGAGCACCUUCGAUUGAUGAUGAUUCUCAAAAGAAUCAGGUUGUUUUACAUUGUCCAUCAGAGUUUGAUCAGCGAUAUGACAUCAAAGAUCGAGAUAGUUUUCUGUCAGUUCUCCAACUCAGGUUUGCAAAUAUGGAUAGAAGGCAUACUUUCAGAAUUUAUGAAGUCAACGAUAACUUAAAAAUGUAUACAACAACAUUGAAAGACAGAAAAUAUGGCUUGAUAAAGCUUCCUCCAGAGAAAUGAAGGUGUCCAGACAAAGAAAUAGCUUGCUCUGAUGAAUACAAAGAAGAAGAGGAUGAGACCUACAACUCUGAAGAAGAUAAUGAGAGCAAGACUAACUCUGAGUCUGAACCAGAGGUACCUGAUGAGCGCAGGUCAAAGUCCAUUGUUGGAAAUAUCCCUGCGCAAAAUUCAAGAACCUCUGUUAAUGCUAUAAAGCAAACUUUGCUUGAUAAGGAAGCGAGGUUUAAUCCUGAUGAUCUUGUGAGAAGGGAAUCAUUGAUGAUAUUCCAGUCUGCCAUGCAGCCUGAACCAUUAACUUUGGAUGAUUUUGAAAUCACAGAUUUCCUGGGACAAGGAACAUUUGGAAAGGUUUAUCUUACCCAGCUAAAAAGUACUGGUGAAAAGUAUGCUAUUAAAUGAAUAGACAGAGAUAUCCUCAUUGAGUAUGAGCAGGAGGAGAAUACCAAGCUGGAGGAGCAGAUCCUCCUCUCCUGAGAUCACGAGUUCGUUCUUGGAAUGGAUUUCGUCUUUGAAAAUGAGAAAACCAUUUAUUUCGUCAUGCCUUAUGUUAAAGGUGGUGAACUAUAUAGUCAGCUUAAGGCAGUCAAGAGAUUUCCUGAAGAAGUUGUCAAAUUUUAUGCAAUCCAACUUAUCAUGGGUGUAGGAUACCUUCAUGAGAACGGAAUCAUACAUAGAGACCUUAAGCUGGAGAAUAUUCUUAUUGGUGAAGAUGGUUAUCUCAAAAUAAUCGAUUUUGGCCUUGCAAAGAUUUUAAAAAAUGAGGAAGAAACCAUGACAUUCUGAGGAACCCCUGAAUAUCUCUCUCCUGAAGUCAUUGGGAAUAAAGGUCAUCACAAAGCAGUUGAUUGGUGGGCAGUUGGAGUUCUCAUUUAUGAAAUGCUUAUUGGAGUAACUCCAUUUUAUAAUAGAAACAGGAAUAAAAUGCUCGUGAAAAUACAAUUUUCAAAAGUAGUCUUUCCUGAUAAAUCGAAGUAUAAAAUUGAUUAUUCCGAGGAAGUGCAAGAUUUUAUCUUAAGACUUCUUGUGAAAGACAAAGAUAAGAGACUUGGCACUGAGAGGGAUAAGGAGGAACUUUUUGAGCAUGCUUGGUUUAAAGAUGUAGAUAUUGAUGGAAUCAUUAAUAAAGCAGUCAAGCCUCCAUUUAUACCUUAGAAUAAAUGCAAAUUUUACCAUUUUCGAGUGAAACA